Rhizophagus irregularis DAOM 181602=DAOM 197198 is the source of this 1836-nucleotide messenger RNA. Its product is annotated as GMP synthase (glutamine-hydrolyzing). Gene Ontology annotation, molecular function: IMP dehydrogenase activity. Lineage: Eukaryota; Fungi; Glomeromycota; Glomeromycetes; Glomerales; Glomeraceae. The record is from RefSeq and is a predicted model, not a curated record. Gene Ontology annotation, biological process: GTP biosynthetic process. Gene Ontology annotation, cellular component: cytoplasm.
AUCAGAAAAAGAAUUUUUUUUAAAAAAAACGUUAAAGAUGGUUCAUAACGAAACAAACAAUGGCUUCAAAGCCAAUACAGCAAAUUCUGCAGCUUCCAAUAAUACUACAUAUCUUGACCCGAAACAAGCAAAAAAUUAUUUGAAGGAAUAUUCUUCACCAGAUGGAUUAUCAGCAGAGGAAAUAAUGAAUAGUAUAGUAAAUGGAGGGUUAACAUAUAACGAUUUUUUAAUACUACCAGGAUACAUUGAUUUCCCCGCAUCGGAAGUUUCUUUAGAAUCAAGAAUAACUAGGAAUAUUGUAUUAAAAACUCCUUUUAUGAGCUCUCCUAUGGAUACUGUAACUGAAACCGAUAUGGCUAUAAACAUGGCCUUGCUUGGUGGAGUUGGGGUUAUUCAUUGUAAUUGUUCACCUGAGGAACAAGCUGAAAUGGUUAGAAAAGUUAAAAAAUUUGAGAAUGGAUUUAUUACAGAUCCUGUUUGUUUAACCCCGAAUCACACUGUUGCUGAUGUGCGUAGAAUUAAAGCUCAGUUUGGUUAUAGUGGUAUUCCCAUCACUGCUAACGGGAAAUUAUAUAGCAUACUUUUAGGUAUGGUCACAGCAAGAGAUAUUCAAUUUCACGAAGACGAUAAUACAUUACUAAAAGACGUAAUGACAACGGAUUUGGUAGUUGCGCAUGAAGGAGUAACAUUAGAAGAAGCUAAUCAAAUUCUGCGUCAAAGUAAACGCGGAAAAUUGCCAAUAAUAAAUCAAAGAGGAGAAUUGGUGGCAUUAUUAGCACGUAGUGAUUUAUUGAAAAAUUUAAAUUUUCCCUUGGCAUCAAAGUCAGCGCAUUCAAAACAAUUAAUUUGUGCAGCAGCAAUCGGUACAAAACCGGACGAUAAAUUACGUCUAAAAAAAUUAGUAGAUGCUGGUUUGGACAUAGUGGUAUUAGAUUCUAGCCAAGGAAAUAGUUCAUUUCAAAUUGAAAUGAUUAAACAUAUUAAAAAUACUUAUGGGGAUAGUUUGGAAGUUAUCGCUGGUAAUGUUGUUACCAGAGAACAAGCUGCUGCUUUAAUUGAAGCUGGCGCCGACGCUUUAAGGGUUGGUAUGGGUAGUGGUAGUAUUUGCAUAACUCAAGAAGUAAUGGCCGUUGGAAGACCACAAGGAACAGCAGUAUAUAAUGUAGCAGAAUUUGCAAAUAAAUUUGGUAUACCAGUAAUAGCGGAUGGAGGUAUACAAAAUGUAGGUCAUAUAACAAAAGCACUAGCAUUAGGUGCAUCUGCAGUAAUGAUGGGUAGUUUACUAGCUGGAGCAACUGAAUCACCAGGAGAAUAUUUUUAUCAUGAAGGACAACGAUUGAAAAAAUAUAGAGGUAUGGGCUCAUUAGAUGCAAUGGAACGUCGCACUCCAGGAACAUCUGGUGCUCCUAAUAAUGCAGCUAAAAGAUAUUUUAGUGAAAGAGAUGUAAUUAAAGUAGCUCAAGGUGUUGCUGGUGCUGUCAUUGAUAAAGGUAGUAUUAGAAAAUUUGUUCCUUAUCUUAUCACCGGUCUUCAACAUGGAUUGCAAGAUAUUGGUGCAAGAAAUUUAGCUACUUUGGGAGAGAAUGUUAGGAGUGGUAAAAUUAGAUUUGAAUUAAGAACUGCUGCUGCUCAAAUUGAAGGGGGUGUUCAUGGUUUAUACUCAUACGAAAAACGUCUUUUCUCUUAAGUAUAAUAUCUUACUAAAUUUGAAAUUAUGAAAUAUACUUUGGAGUUAAAAUUAUUUUAUUAGAAAUUAUUAAAUUUAUAAAUUUACUAAUUAUUAAAUACGAAAAAAAAAGGAAUAAAAUUAAACAAAUAGCAAUUUUACAAGUUUAA